UGUCACCAGUACGCCGCCCUGGCAUCCAACUGCUCAGCUUCAGAUGACCUUUCAGCGAUCAAUUGCAAUGAGUGUCCUGACGGUUGGCUUCACGUCGGGGAUCAGUGCUUCCACCUCGACCUCGACAAGGACUCCCAUUCAAACAGCACAGAUAAGUGUUCAGAGAUAGGUGCCCAUCUUGCCACCUUGACCACCAAAGAAGAGCAUGAUACCGUGGGAAAAGAAGCCACGAGACUGGGAGACUUACACUACUUCUGGAUCGGACUGAACGACAUUGAGAAGGAAGGAGAGUGGAAAUGGGCGGACAAAAAAACGCUUGAAAUUCCGUAUGUAUGACGCAACUAAUAUAAA
Messenger RNA from Plectropomus leopardus (leopard coralgrouper), 351 nucleotides. NCBI's taxonomy places the organism in Eukaryota, Metazoa, Chordata, Actinopteri, Perciformes, Serranidae. The record is from RefSeq and is a predicted model, not a curated record.